Molecule: messenger RNA, 5583 nt
Organism: Sesamum indicum (sesame)
Lineage: Eukaryota; Viridiplantae; Streptophyta; Magnoliopsida; Lamiales; Pedaliaceae
Gene: KEG
Product: protein kinase KEG
Biological process (GO): protein phosphorylation; protein ubiquitination; negative regulation of abscisic acid-activated signaling pathway
Cellular component (GO): trans-Golgi network; early endosome
Molecular function (GO): protein kinase activity; ATP binding; ubiquitin-protein transferase activity
Source: RefSeq, a predicted model, not a curated record
UUCUGAGCUCACCUUCCCCCCCGCCCCACCACCCCACCCCUCCAACCCCUUCUUACUUUCUCUCUCUAAAACCCUUUUCCAUGGAUCUACGAUUCUUCCUCUCUACCAUUUGCUAAUCCGAGAAUUUUCUUCCCCUUAAUUUCAUUGCCUUUUGUUGGAAUUCAAUCUGCCCAAGAAUAAGAAACAGGAGAAUAAUUUGCUAAAGGAUGAGGGUGCCGUGUUGUUCGGUGUGCCAGAACAAGUACAACGAGGAGGAGCGGUGCCCUCUUCUACUCCAAUGCGGCCAUGGGUUUUGCCGUGAGUGCCUUUCCAAGAUGUUCACCGCCUCCCCAGAUUCCUCGCUUUCCUGCCCCCGCUGCCGCCACGUAUCCACAGUUGGGAACUCCGUUUCCGCCCUGAAAAAGAACUACGCGGUCCUGUCGUUGAUCCAGGGGGGCGAGGAUGAGGACGAGGAUGAAGAAGAAGACGAUGAUGGUAAUGAAGCUGGCCAUGAUGAUAGAACUUUUAUUACUUCUCAUAACAGUUGUGGUGGAAAUAAUACUACUGGUCAUAACAGUAGUAGUGGUGGUGUUGGUGGUUGUGUUUAUAACAAUGGGAGUAGAAGAGUGGAGGAUGGGUUUAAAGGCGGACGAAUAGAUUUGGGGGUACAUAAGGAGGUGAAGAUGGUGAAGAGGAUAGGAGAAGGGAGUAGUCGGAGAGCGGGUGUGGACAUGUGGGCAGCAGUUGUGUCGGGCCGAGGGUGUAAGCAUAAGAUGGCUGUGAAGAAGGUGGCUAUUGGAGAAGAGACUGAUGUGGUGUGGAUGCAGGGGCAGUUGGAGGAGUUGAGGAGAAAAUCUAUGUGGUGCCGGAAUGUUUGUACUUUCCACGGAGCCACUAGGAUGGAGAGUAGCCUUUGUUUGGUGAUGGAUAGGUGUCAUGGUUCUGUACAGACUGAAAUGCAGCGGAAUGAAGGGCGCCUCACUCUUGAGCAGAUCCUCAGAUAUGGAGCAGAUAUUGCCCGUGGGGUUGCUGAACUUCAUGCAGCUGGUGUUGUUUGUAUGAAUAUUAAACCAUCCAAUCUUCUCCUGGAUGAAACUGGUCAUGCUGUGGUUUCUGAUUAUGGGCUUCCGGCAAUUCUAAAGAAACCUGAUUGCAGAAAAGCUAGAAAGGAGUGUGAAUCAGUAAAGAUUCAUUCAUGCAUGGAUUGCACAAUGCUGAGCCCAAAUUACACUGCUCCAGAAGCAUGGGAACCAGUAAAAAAGUCUCUACACCUUUUCUGGGAUGAUGCUAUUGGCAUAUCUUCGGAGUCUGACGCCUGGAGCUUUGGUUGUACACUGGUAGAAAUGUGCACAGGAUCUAUCCCGUGGGCUGGCUUAAGUGCUGAAGAAAUCUAUCAAUUUGUUGUGAAGGCUAAACGACAACCUCCUCAGUAUGCUAGUGUAGUCGGUGUUGGAAUACCUAGGGAAUUGUGGAAGAUGAUUGGUGACUGCCUGCAGUUCAAGGCAUCCAAGAGGCCAACUUUUCAUUCGAUGUUAGCAAUAUUUCUUCGGCACUUGCAAGAGAUUCCUCGGAGCCCUCCAGCAAGCCCUGAUAAUGACUUGCCUAUAAGCCCCAUAAUAAAUGGGAUUGGGCCCUCUCCAUCAGCUGAGCUGGAGUUUCCGCUUGCAAAUCCCAACCUUCUACACCGGCUUGUCUCUGAAGGCAAUGUUAAUGGAGUUCGAGAGUUGCUUGCGAAGACCACUUCAGGACAUGGUCAAAGUUUAUUACGCUCACUACUAGAAGCACAAAACUCUGAUGGCCAAACUGCCCUACACCUGGCUUGUAGACGGGGAAGUGUUGAACUUGUAGAAGCUAUUUUAGAGUGCAAAGAGGCAAAUGUUGAUGUCCUCGACAAAGACGGCGAUCCUCCUCUUGUUUUUGCUCUGGCAGCUGGAUCACCUGAAUGUGUCCGUGCACUCAUUAAACGUAAUGCUAAUGUCAGGUCCAGGUUAAGGGAAGGCCUUGGUCCAUCAGUUGCUCAUGUUUGUGCCUACCAUGGGCAACCAGAUUGCAUGCGAGAGUUACUACUGGCGGGUGCUGAUCCAAAUGCAGUUGAUGAUGAAGGUGAAUCUGUGCUUCACAGAUCUGUUGCGAAGAAAUACACUGACUGUGCAAUUGUCAUAUUGGAAAAUGGAGGCAGUAAAUCGAUGAGUAUCCUGAACUCAAAACAUUUGACGCCACUGCACUUGUGUAUAAUGACAUGGAAUGUAGCUGUUGUCAGAAGAUGGGUAGAGCUUGCAUCUAAGGAAGAUAUUGCUGAUGCUAUAGAUAUCCAGAGCCCUGUGGGAACAGCUUUGUGCAUGGCAGCUGCCUUGAAGAAGGAUCAUGAACCUGAGGGUAGAGAACUUGUAAGGAUACUGCUAGCCGCCGGAGCAGAUCCAAGAGCUCAAGACACUCAACAUGCCCAAACUGCUUUGCAUACUGCUGCUAUGGCUAAUGAUGUCGAGUUAGUGAGGAUCAUAUUGGAAGCUGGUGUUGAUGUAAACAUCAGGAAUGUGCAGAAUACCAUACCCCUCCAUGUGGCAUUGGCUAGAGGUGCCAAGUCUUGUGUUGGAUUGCUUCUAUCAGCUGGGGCAAAUUGCAACAUGCAGGAUGAUGAUGGUGAUAAUGCUUUUCAUAUAGCAGCUGACACAGCAAAGAUGAUACGUGAAAACUUGGAAUGGAUCCUUAUUAUGCUUAGAUAUCCUAAUGCUGCAGUUGAUGUUAGGAAUCACAGUGGCAAGACAUUACGGGACUUCUUGGAGGCUCUUCCGCGGGAAUGGAUUUCAGAAGAUUUGAUGGAUGCACUUGUGGAGAAGGGAGUUCAUUUGUCUCCUACAGUAUAUCAAAUCGGUGACUGGGUGAAAUAUCGAAGAAGUGUCAACGAACCUACUUAUGGGUGGCAAGGUGCAUCUCAUAAGAGUGUUGGGUUUGUGCAAAGUGUCCCAGACAAUGAUAAUCUCAUUGUAUCAUUUUGCUCUGGGGAAGCUCGAGUACUAGCAAAUGAAGUCAUAAAAGUGAUUCCACUUGACAGAGGGCAGCAUGUUCAACUUAAGUCUGAUGUUGUAGAGCCAAGAUUUGGUUGGCGUGGCCAGUCGCGCGACAGCAUCGGAACAGUCCUUUGUGUUGAUGAUGAUGGAAUCUUGCGUAUUGGUUUUCCUGGAGCAUCUAGAGGAUGGAAAGCAGAUCCUGCAGAAAUGGAAAGAGUUGAAGAGUUCAAGGUUGGAGAUUGGGUUCGUAUACGCCCCAACCUGACUACCGCUAAACAUGGACUUGGAUCUGUCACUCCAGGAAGCAUUGGUGUAGUGUGCUGUAUUAGACCAGAUAAUAGUCUAUUAUUGGAACUAAGCUAUCUUCCUGCUCCAUGGCAUUGUGAACCUGAAGAGGUUGAACAUGUGGAGCCCUUUAGGAUUGGUGAUCGGGUUUGUGUAAAGCGUUCUGUUGCUGAGCCUAGAUAUGCUUGGGGUGGUGAAACACAUCAUAGUGUUGGAAGAAUUAGUGAGAUAGAGAAUGAUGGCCUUUUGAUAAUUGAAAUUCCCAAUCGGCCUAUUCCAUGGCAGGCUGAUCCUUCUGACAUGGAAAAGUUAGAAGAUUUCAAGGUAGGGGAUUGGGUUAGAGUAAAAGCUUCUGUUCCCUCCCCAAAGUAUGGUUGGGAGGACGUUACAAGAAACAGUGUAGGUAUCAUCCACAGUUUGGAGGAGGACGGCGACAUGGGAAUUGCAUUUUGCUUCCGGAGCAAACUUUUCUGCUGUUCGGUGACAGAUGUUGAGAAAGUUCCUCCUUUUGAAUUGGGACAAGAGAUUCAUGUGAUUCCAUCUGUUACUCAGCCUCGGCUUGGAUGGUCAAAUGAGACACCAGCUACUGUUGGAAAAAUUGUGAGGAUAGACAUGGAUGGUGCUUUAAAUGUCAAAGUUGCUGGAAGACAUAGUUUAUGGAAAGUUUCUCCUGGGGAUGCAGAAAGGCUUCCAGGUUUUGAAGUAGGUGAUUGGGUGCGUUCAAAACCUAGCCUGGGUGCCAGACCAAGUUAUAGCCAUUGUUCAUAGUGUACAGGAUACUGGAUAUCUGGAACUAGCUUGCUGUUUCCGCAAGGGAAGGUGGAUCACUCAUCAUAGUGAUGUCGAGAAGGUCCCUGCACUUAGAGUUGGUCAACAUAUAAAGUUCCGAACUGGACUGGUUGAGCCAAGAUGGGGCUGGAGAGGCGCCCAGCCUGAUUCUCGAGGUGUUAUUGUUGGUGUAAAUGCUGAUGGAGAGGUUAGGGUUGCAUUCUAUGGCUUACAAGGAUUGUGGAGAGGGGACCCUGCAGACCUUGAAGUCGAGCAAAUGUAUGAGGUGGGAGAGUGGGUGAAAUUGAGAGAUAAUGCAAGUAGUUGGAAAUCUGUUUGGCCUGGUAGUGUGGGUAUUGUACAAGGGAUUGGAUACGAGAAAAAUGAAUGGGAUGGAAGAGUUUUUGUUGGAUUCUGUGGAGAGCAAGAACUAUGGGUGGGAAAUACAUCUGAUCUUGAAAGAGUCGAUAAGCUCAUCGUUGGGCAGCGGGUUAAAGUUAAGAAUUCUGUCAAGCAACCAAGGUUUGGGUGGUCAGGACACAAUCAUGCAAGUGUAGGAACUAUAUCAGCGAUCGAUGCAGAUGGAAAGCUGAGAAUAUUUACACCUGCUGGCUCCAGAGCUUGGGUGCUGGAUCCUUCAGAGGUGGAGAUUGUUGAGGAAAGGGAACUCCGUGUCAAAGAUUGGGUUAGGGUCAAGCCAAACGUUUCCAGUCCUACUCAUCAGUGGGGAGAUGUAUCCCAUUCAAGUAUUGGAGUGGUUCACCGCAUGGAAGACGAAGAUCUUUGGGUGGCAUUCUGCUUUAUGGAUAGGCUAUGGCUUUGUAAAACAUGGGAGAUGGAAAGAAUAAGACCAUUCAAAGUGGGGGACAAGGUGAGAAUUAAAGAUGGAUUGGUGACUCCUCGGUGGGGAUGGGGUAUGGAAACUCAUGCUAGUAAAGGUGAGGUAGUAGGUGUAGAUGCAAACGGGAAGUUGAGGAUUAAGUUUAGGUGGCGAGAAGGGCGGCCGUGGAUUGGAGAUCCUGCUGACAUAGUGCUUGAAGAGAGCUGAACCAACCCACCCGUGUAGCCUAACGUCGUCUAACCUCACAUCAGUUUUUGGCAUUUCAACUCAUUGACAAGGUAAGAAGCACUGCAUAGCUAUCAGAAGAAAACUUACUCGAGUUGACCGCCAUGAGUGUGGUGGAAGAGACAAGGAUCACAUAUAUCUGUAACUGUUGAUAAACAGCAAGAAGAAAGAGGGGAAAGACGAGGGAUACAGGGAAAGCAAUUGCUCAGCCCAGGUCAGCUCGGCUUACCUUAAUAUAGUGAUCGUAUAUCAUUGAGCUAUAGAAAGUUAUUUGAGCUGUAGAGUAUAUAUACAAAUAAAGGUAUAGUUGGGGUAUUUAUUGGUUUAUAUUUGUAUAAAAAGAGCACUUUCACCGUAUUAGUCUGAAUGAUUUAUAGUUUUGUGAAUUCUCAGCUGCACUUGUUUAUUAUAGCUUAGUAAGUGGUUAUGGUGGGUUGAAGGAGUUACUACAUAGAGCUUCCUCCUGUAGUUGAUAAA